AUGGCGGACAAGUCGGUGGAUGAGACCGUGCAUGUGCCCGCUGUGGAUACGACGGUAGCGCGGUCGGAUCGCUGGGAGGGAAACGAGGAGCGGUGCUGCCAUGUGAGGCAGAGCGGUCGCCAGAGCUUGUACUUUGAGGACUACCGCGACCAUGGCGAGAAGCCACAGAACAAGGACGACCGUGGUGGCGGCGUAGGUCGUGAGUGA
This is a messenger RNA of Letharia lupina, 207 nucleotides long. RefSeq lists its product as uncharacterized. The coding region runs from base 1 to 207 and encodes 68 amino acids. The record is from RefSeq and is a predicted model, not a curated record. Lineage: Eukaryota; Fungi; Ascomycota; Lecanoromycetes; Lecanorales; Parmeliaceae. The transcript is spliced from 2 exons.